Fusarium sp. VM40 is the source of this 966-nucleotide messenger RNA. Lineage: Eukaryota; Fungi; Ascomycota; Sordariomycetes; Hypocreales; Nectriaceae. The record is from the annotation of a GenBank genome assembly.
AUGGCAAGUCAAAGAAGGCGAAGUACUGGCGGCAAAAGACCACGGAGGGUAUAUCCUGGCCACCGCCAAUUCAACGACUACACCGGCCGCUCCUAUGAUGUUAUCACGGCUUGGGAAUAUGGCCCGAACACAAAAAUACCCAAACUGAGCAUCCAACUUUAUCGCCUAGGCCAUCCAAAGUCCACCCCUUUUGAGAUGGGUCUGGCCCUUCUACAAUCUGAUGCGAUCACAGGUUGGGGCAACGCGCGCAACUGGUGGCCACGUUGCGAUGUAUAUACUGGCUUCAAGAACGUAGAGGAAUGCGUGGAACAUCAUCGCCAAGAGAAAGUCUACCGCAGAAAAGCUGUAGAAGAGAUGAGGCAAAAAGCUGUGGUUGGUCUUUCGGAAGAAGAUGCACAUGAGAAGCUGGUCACAAAAAUCCAGGGCUAUGAGCCUCUGCCGCAUAUCGUGCCGUCUUGGUGCAAAUCAGCAAAGUUUGUCAACAGCUGGGACACGGAUAGAUACAAGAGUUGGAUCUUUGUCAUCCCUGAAGACCUUCAUUCAUGGGAGGAUGUCAUCGACAAGGGCCUGCUCCAAGUCAAGUUUGAUCUCGACGUCUCACCUGAAAUGUUUACCGAGUCUUGGGAUGACUUUGAAGAGUCCACCUUGGGGAAGGACGGCUGGGUCGAUGUAAGCAAAUCAGGCAUGGACAAAUGCAAGCCAGUUGAGAUCCUCCAUCUAUGCGCAAGCUACGAACGGAAGAAAGGUUACUUCGAACCUGACCCGGAGGAAACCCCUGGAAGCGACAAGAAACUGUUUGACGCAUGGAUUGAUGCGACGAUGCACUUGAGAGACUGCACUUACAGGACCCAGGAGUGCGAGGAGUGUGAGGAGAACGAACCGCAUGAAUGGUGUGAGAAGGAGAGAGAUGAACAUUACUUUGACGAGGAGGGGCAGUGCAUCGCCUGUCGGAGGGAGUCGGAGUAA